Messenger RNA from Colletotrichum scovillei, 9633 nucleotides. Its product is annotated as peptide synthetase. The coding region runs from base 1 to 9633 and encodes 3210 amino acids. Gene Ontology annotation, cellular component: cytoplasm. Gene Ontology annotation, molecular function: catalytic activity; phosphopantetheine binding. Gene Ontology annotation, biological process: amino acid activation for nonribosomal peptide biosynthetic process; secondary metabolite biosynthetic process. The record is from RefSeq and is a predicted model, not a curated record. NCBI's taxonomy places the organism in Eukaryota, Fungi, Ascomycota, Sordariomycetes, Glomerellales, Glomerellaceae. The transcript is spliced from 7 exons.
AUGGCUGCCACCGCCGUUCCGGAAGGCACGACGCAAGUCGUCUUCAGUCAGCUCAGAACUUUCAUUUCCAACAUCUUGACGAUCCCGGUUGAAAAUAUUGAAGAUACGUCUUCAUUUGUUACCCUUGGAGGAGACUCGUUCAAGGCAGUUCAUCUGUACCAAAAAUGCGCUGAGCAAGGCCUGGGCGUCCGGUUCCAAGAUCUACUCCACAGGUCUCUGAAAGAAGUCGCCUCGCUAGCUUCCAGCAAUCAAGCAGGGUGUUCUUCGACUGAACAACUGAGACAGGGAGAUGGUAUAUUCCCGCAGAUGCCUCCCGACUAUGAUUUUACCAGGAUUUUUCGCGAGCUGCGAGAGAAGCACAAUGUGAGCGAUGAUGCUGUCGAAGACGUUUAUCCUUGCAGCCCAAUGCAAGAGAGCAUGUAUAUUGGUCAGAAGAUGGUCUCCAAGCGACUGUACCGGACGCGCGGGCUCUUUGAGACUGAGGCCGAGUUUGAUCUGGAUCACUUCCAAACCUGUUGGAACGACAUUAUCCACCGUCACCAAACUCUCCGAACUAUCUACGUCGACACCUCGGAUACCGCAUCUGGCCGUCUCUUAGAUGCAGUCGUCCUCAAGUCUCAACCAGAACCUUUGGUCAUCGACCAUGUGAAGGAUCUGGAGGAGAUACGACGUCAAUUCGCAAUUGGGGAUUUGGGGACAGUCAAUACAGAUGAAGAGAGGCACCAGCACCACAUCACCGUUUACAUCGAUAUCCAAAAUCCCGGUCGAGUCUUAUUUCAGAUGGACUUGAACCACUUGACCGUUGACGGUAGCUCAUUGAUAAUAAUCGUAGAUGAGUUGGUCAAGGGGCUGCAGGGCUCUCGGCUUCUUGGCCAAGCACCUGGAUACGGGAGAUACAUCGACUACUUACAGACCCAGACGGAUGAAGACGGCGCGCUCGACUACUGGAUUGACUACCUGGACGGAACAGAACCAUGUUUUUUCCCUGUUAUGAACGACCACCAAGCAGGUGGUGCCGGGUCCUUCCACGUCACGGUGAUGCCUCUUGAUGUUGGUCUAGAUGACAUCCGCGUCUUCUGCCAAAAGCAUAAUGCGACCAUAUCGAAUGUGCUGCAAGCUGUCUGGGCUCUCGUUCUUCACACUUAUACGGGUGACCCGGAUAUCUGCUUCGGUUAUCUCUCUUCCGGGCGAAGUUUACCAAUUCCUGGAGUGUCUCAAAUCGUUGGGCCGAUGAUGAACUUGCUAGUCUGCCGCGUCGGUGGAAUCGACGACAUAUCGCUCGAAGGUCUUCUCCAUACUGUCAGAGAAGACUUUCUGAACGCGCUGCCACACCAAUGCUUCUCCAUUGGCAAGGUGCAGCGAAUACUCGGAACCAACGAAACCAAGCUGUUCAACACCAUCAUCACCUCGUAUUACUCGCCUUCCAUGUCCGACGCCACCAGCAGCACGUUCUUCAAGCUAAUCUCAUCCCAUAAUGCCUCCGAUUUCGAUAUUGUGCUAAAGGCUGUCUACUCAGACUCGGAGAUUCGAGUGCGACUCGCUUAUUCAACCGCCACGUUGUCAUCGGCAAUGGCAAGCAACGUCUCGCAUACCUUUUCAAGCAUCUUAUCACGAUUAAUUGGUAUAGACGAUGCACAAGUUACCGUCAAGACAACAACCGCAAUCAGCAGGUGGGACAUGCAGCAAGUCGGAAAGUGGAACUCACGUAUGCAUGCUCCGCCGCCUGAUCCUCGAUUGACCUGCAUUCAUCACCUAAUCGAGAAUCAGGUCCGGCUUCAGCCUGAAGCGCAGGCAAUCCACUCGUGGGAUGGGCACAUGACCUAUAAAGAGCUCGAUGAAGCUGCUUCAAUUGUCGCCCAAGAGAUCUUGCAGCGAGGUAUUGGACCUGGAGCUUUUGUCGCGCUUUGCUUCGAGAAGUCAAAAUGGUAUUCCAUCGCCCUUCUCGGCGUCUUGAAGAGUGGCAACGCCUUCGCGCCUGUUGACAUCUCGAAUCCAGAAACUCGACGGCAGGAAAUUCUGCAGCAGUUAGGAAUCUCUCCUCGAUCUGGGCUCGUCAUCUGCUCGAGGCAACAAGCGCCGUCAAUCAGGCAUUUGGCUGGUCAGGUCCUUCAACUUGAUGUAGACCGGGUCUCUCCGUUGCAAGAUGAGCCUAUACCGCUACCAUCUAUUUCUUCCGACAGUCCAGCCUACGUCAUCUUCACCUCUGGUUCUACGGGCAGGCCAAAGGGAGUCGUUGUGGAACAUCGAGCAUAUGCAUAUGCGGCUCAAGCUCAUAGCGAUGGAAUACACAUCAAUUCCGCUUCUAGAGUCUUACAAUUCGCCUCCUAUGGGUUCGAUACCAGUAUGGAAGAUCAUUUGACAACUCUCGCUGUGGGUGCCUGUCUAUGUGUCCCGCAUGAGGAUGACCGGUUGAGCUGCCCAGACUUAGCAAGGUUUGCAUCAGCGUCAGGGGCAAAUUGGGCACAUCUCACGCCUUCAUUCGCCGAGAUGUUCACGCCGGCCAUACUGCCAACCAUGAGAACCAUGGUUCUUGGUGGAGAGGCAAUGACUGCGAAGAACAUUCAGAGCUGGGCCUGUCGAUCACACACAGAACUCAUCCAGGUUUACGGCCCAUCGGAGUGCAGCGUGACUAGUACAAUCAGUCCGCCGUUCACAAAGGACAUCAGUCCUACUAACAUUGGGUUCGCCGUUCCCGGGUGCGCAGCAUAUGUUGCUAGGCCUGAUAACUCAAGCAUCCUUCAAGCUAUUGGUGCGUUAGGUGAGCUCCUGAUGGAAGGCCCAAUUCUUGCAAGGGGUUACCUGGGCGAUCCUACACAAACAUCAAUCUCGUUCGUUGAGGGCCUUGAUUGGGCACCUGGUAGAAGACUUUACAAGACCGGCGAUCUAGUCAAAUACGACUCUGCUGGUCAACUCCAUUUUGUCGGGCGAAGAGAUGGGCAGGUCAAGCUCAGGGGUCAGAGGAUUGAACUAGGAGAAAUCGAGCGACAUCUGGUUCUUGAGCCCCGAGUUCAGCAUUGCCUCGCCGUUGUUCCGAAAUCUGGACCUUGUGCGAAGAGAUUGGUGGCCGUUGUCAUGCUCAGUGGCUCAAUUGUAUCGCCGCCCUCAAGCAUGUCCACAUCACCUAUCAAGAUUCUGGACGCACCUUGGCUUGAGCAUAUCAACUGCAUGAGAGGAUUUCUUCUUGACAAGCUACCGCCCUACAUGAACCCAGAGCUAUGGUUCUUUCUAGAAUCCCUGCCAAGGAAUUCUUCGGGGAAACUCGAUCGAAAGGGGUUAAUUCAAUAUCUUGAAAGACUCACUCCCGAUGAUUUCGCCGGCUUGUUGCCACGUAUGGAUGACAACAGCACUGAGAGAGAUGGUACGGAGCUAGAGACGAGGUUGAGGAGUAUCUGGAGUGAAGCUCUGAACGUCGGCGAGGACGAAAUUCGCUGGAACACCUCAUUUUACCACCUCGGCGGAGAUUCCAUCUCAGCCAUGACCAUUAGCAGUUUGGCGAGGCAGACUGGGAUGAACAUCUCGGCUGCAGAUAUCCUUCGGUACCGGUCAAUUGAGCGACUAGCCAAAUCAAUUGGAGCAGCUGCCUCGCCAAGCCCAUCUCAAGUUGACACGUCCAUAGAUCCAGCAGGACCGCAAGCUUUCAUUCUUUCUCCCAUUCAGAAACUUCACUUCCACACGUCGCCCGAGGGAGACGAUCUUGAUCAGCAGACCAUGGUCGUUGAAGUCACCCAGGCCGUGGACCAGCAAGAACUGCUGGCGGCUUUGGAAUCUCUCUUCAAGGCUCAUCCAAUGUUGUGUGCGCAGUUUAAGUGUCGCGAUGGCGAAUGGACGCAAUGUCUACCUGCUAGAUCUGCCAUCAGCGUCGUUGACUACUGUCGCAUGAGAUUUCACAGUCGCAGACAUCUCGACUACGUUGUCGAGUGCGUCAGCGAGGCCAAGAGGUCGAUUCAUCUCUCCAACGGUCCUCUCGUGGCCGUGGAUUUAUUUGAGUCUCGGGGUCGGACCCUCCUAUCUAUGACAAUCCAUCACCUUGUCGUAGAUGCAGUGUCGUGGCGGAUACUCCUGCGUGAGUUGGAGUUAUACCUCCUCUUCAAGACGCCGAUCGCAGACGAAGCAACAUCUUUCCAACAUUGGACAUUGGAGCAGCAUCGCUUCUCAUCGAACUUACUACCACAAAAUGUUGUGCCUCCGUCGGCUCAUGCACUUGUCACUGAUUUGUCAUUCUGGGGCAUGGCAGAUGAGAGGAACUGUUUCGGGGACUGUGUUUCUCAUACCAUCACUCUCGACUCAUUUAUCUCCGAACAACUUGUUCCAGCGCAAGGAGUUCCUGUACGGGGAGCUCAUGACUUGUUGCUAGCCUCUGUUAUCGACUCGUUUGUUGAAAUAUUCGGUCGCUCCCCUGGUCUGUUCAGUGAGUGUCACGGACGAGAAAUCUUCAUCCCUGAGGUGGACCCGUCUACCACUGUUGGCUGGUUCACGACAUUCUCUCCCAUGAUCGCAAACAGCCAUGGCAACAUACUCAACGACAUCAGCGAGUUCCGUAACAAUGUACCUCUCAAUGGGUUAGCCUACUUCGCAUCACGUUUCCUGAGCAAAGCUGGCAAGAAGGCGUUCGAGCACCAUCAUCCAAUGGAGGUAACUCUCAACUAUCUCGGGGUCUUCCAGCAAUUCGAGAAGGACGGCUCUUUAUUCAAAAGAUGCAGCGACGAGAUCCAGGACAAGAUCUCGGGCCUCAGAAACCAGCAACGUGCAGGGUCAUCGAGAUAUGCCCUGAUUUCAAUCUUGGCAUCCAUCAAAGAUAAUAAGCUGUCUCUGCAGGUUGAGUGGAACUCUCGGAUGCACCACCAAGAUCUUUUGGUAGGUUGGCUGCAUCAAUUUGAACAAAGUCUGAGAACCUUUGCUAGCGGCCUCGCGGAUGAACACGAGCGCUUACCGCCAUCGCCUUCGGAGCCUUUGGUUACCUCAGUUGGACUUCAACACAAGGACCUCAAAGCCGUCCUCAAUCUCGCUCAAUCCCGUCUCGGCAUCACACCUAACGAGAUAGAAUCAGUCAUUCCUUGCUCUCCAAUUCAAGAUAGCCUCAUUCUUUCGCAACUGAAGAGUACAAGCAAUCAGUACAGCCAGCACUUCCUCUUCAAGCUGUCUGGAUCAAUCCCACUCAAUCCUGAUGACCUCUCAGCAGCCUGGAAGCAGGUUGUUGCGACGCACCAAAUUUUGAGAACUGUCUUCAUUGAGGACGCGGCUGGGAGGUUUCUUCAGCUCGCCUUGAAGGCUGUCGACAUCGAUAUCAAGGUCCACAAGCUUCGAAGCGAGAGCGACCUGCCAGCCCUGUGGGCGGAGCAGUCUUCCUCGGUCGCAUCUAAACCUUUGUGUGGCAAGGUACUCCAUAAGCUUCAGUUGUACACCGCAGACGAUGGUUCUGUAUACUGUCUUUUGGACAAAAAUCACGUCAUCACUGACGGAACGACUUCUCGUCUGUUGAUUCGGAAUUUCCUGGCUGCUUUGGACAAUCGUCCGCUACAAGAGAUCUGCCCGUACUCCAAUUACAUCGACUAUGUCGAGAAGCAAGAUGCCUAUGAGAUCGCACAAUAUUGGUGUCGCUACUUGGAUGGGGCACCGUCAUGCCUGUUACCCGUACUACGCCAACAUCGACCGCCAUCAGUUCAAACUCUCGAGUUUACCCGCACGUCUUCCACCUUUCCCAAGAGCGAAUUAAGCUCAGCAUGUCGAAAGUGGGAUCUCACAAUUCCCAUCAUAUUCCAGGCCGCGUGGUCAAUGAUUCUGUCCACAUACUUGCACUCAGACGACGUAGUCUUUGGUCUUCUCGGCCACGGGAGAGACAUCCCGAUUCCGGGGGCGUCAGAGAUCGUGGGCCCGAUGGCUAACGUCAUACCCGUCAGAGUACAAAUUAGUCCGGAAACGACGGUCUCGAAGAUCUUGACUAGAUUACAGGAGGACAAUAUUGAUCAUCUCACCAAACAGACAAUUUCUUUGGCGCGAAUCCAGCAUGCAGCCCGGCGCAGUGGAGAGGCCUUGUUCAACACGAUCUUCAACUUCCAAAAGACGACCGCAACGCUGGGAUCGGAGAGGAUCAAAUCGGAGCUACUUUUUGUUCAUGACACAAGCGAGUACGAUACCGCCUUGUGUAUCACCGAAGAUCAAGAGCAGUUUCAUAUUACCAUUGAGACUGCAACAUACUUCAUGUCGGAAGUUCAAGCGGAGCGUAUUCUAGCUGUCUACUUGAACGCCGUGCAAGCUAUAAUCGACGACUCAGAGGCCCAGAUCUCGAAGAUAUGCCUCACCAGCGCACUGGAUGAGAAGCAGAUUCAGGAAUGGAACUCAUCCCCGCUCGAGAUCAACGGGUGCUGUAUUCACGACAUGAUCUCGGAGACAGUCAACAGACAACCCUUGAGGCCAGCCAUCUGUGCAUGGGACGGCGAUUUGUCUUACGCCGAAGUGGACUCCCUAUCCACUAAUCUCGCGUCGCGACUCCAGGCUAUGGGAGUUGUGCCAGAAGAUAUCGUCGUUCUUUGUUUCGAAAAGUCCUUAUGGGCAGUGGUUUCAAUGCUUGCGGUGGCAAAGUCCGGGGCGGCAUUCGUACACAUUGAUCCAAACGGUGCUGAUAAGAGGAAUAAGUCUGUGGUCGAGCAGACUGGGGCCAGGAUUGGGCUGUCUUCGUCAAAACAAUACGACAAGCUGACAAGUCUCGUGGAAACACUUGUUGUCGUUGACAAGACUUCCAUGGAGAAUUCUUCAAAAUCUGCGAUCUCGCUUACCCAUUCUGUUACUCCUCUCAACACACUUUACAUCAUCUUCACCUCAGGAACAACAGGCACACCAAAGGGGGUGGUGAUCCAGCACAAGUCAUUCUGCUCAGCCGUGGCAUACAACACCUCCUGGCUGCAAAUCAAACCGGAGUCCCGCGUCUUGCAGUUCACAAACUUUUGUUUCGACGCCUCUCUCGAAGAGAUUUUCACGGUUCUUGCCGCGGGUGGUUGCAUCUGCAUUCCGUCCGAGGAAGAGCGCAUGUCCGACAUCCCCGGAUUCGUCGCGCGCAAGCGGGUGAACUGGGCUGCUUUCACUCCAUCUUUUCUUCGCACCCUUGAUCCCGAUGAUUUGGAGUCCGUCAAGUUCAUUACUGUCCAUGCGGAGCCGAUGAGCCAGGAUCUCGUAGCUCGUUGGGCUGGGAAGAUCCACAUGAGGCCUAGCUACGGGCCAACGGAGUGCUCAGUGACCAGCACCAUCGGAGCUCCAUUCAAGGUAGACACAGUCGCUACGAAUAUUGGUUGGCCGGUAGGGUGUCGCGCUUGGGUUGUUCAUCCGGAGAACCACCACAUAUUGAUGCCCGUUGGGGCUGUUGGCGAACUACUUCUGGAGGGACCCAUUGUCGGCAAAGGCUACCUCAACGACGAUAUCAAAACCGCGAUCGCCUUUAUUGAGCCUCCCUCAUGGGCAUCUGACAAGAGCUCUUCACUCGAAGGUGAUAGAGGCACUCGAAGAUUGUAUAAGACCGGUGAUUUGGUGAGGUAUGCCGAAGAUGGAAGCCUCUUCAUCCAACGCAGGAAAGAUCACUCCCAAGUCAAGAUUCGUGGCCAGCGAGUUGAGCUUGGCGAAAUUCAAUAUCAUCUCAACAAUCUUUCUGAAACCAUCGUGCACAGCAUGGUCCUGGUUCCGAAAUCGGGUAAACUCAAAGGACGUCUUGUGGCUGUCGUGAGUCUGACAGUUCUAUCAUCGAAUCUCGAGACACGCGAUUACAGCCAAGACAUUACCAUCGUCGAAAAGGAUAACCUCAGCCAGGAGAUGCGUCAAAGGCUUGCUGAUGCGCUAAAUUCAAUGACUUCGGCGCUUGAGAGAGAUUUGCCUCAGUACAUGAUCCCGGAAACAUGGCUCAUUGUCAAAAGCCUCCCAGUCCAGCUAUCACUCAAGCUAGAUCGGCAACGGGUAAUGAGCUGGGUAGGGCAGAUUGACCAUCAAACCCUUUUGGCCGCACUUGAUCUUCAUCAAAAGGGUGACUCAUAUCAUGAAAGCGGCUCUUUAACGGAGGAAACUUUGAGGUGCAUGUGGGCGGAAAUCCUCGGGCUUGAUCCUCAUCAAAUUGGUCUUGAGCAGUCAUUCUUUAGACUUGGAGGCGAUUCUAUCUAUGCGAUGCAAGCAAUGAGACUCUGCAAAGCAGCUGGCCUCGACGUGACAACACAGGAUGUUCUCGCGAAUCCAACAAUCAGGCUUCUGGCAAGCAAAAUUGCGAAGCGAGCCACCAGGCCCGAAACAAACCACGCCCUACCUAGAAUUGCAAGCCAAUCGGCCCCUGUACCGCGUUCUGUCCUAGCUCCCGACAAUGUUGAGACCGUGUCGCCCUGCUCGCCGUUCCAAAACAGGAUGUAUCAAGCGUUCCUUAGCAAGCCUCAGAGACCAUACUUGUUUAACAGUCUUGUUUUGUUAAAUGCCAUUCAAGGUUCUCCGUCAGUCGACACCGGCGCGCUUCUGGGGGCGUGGCAACAAACCAUCAUUCGGCAUGCGAUAUUGAGGACUGUCUUUAUCCACGACCUUGCCUCGGGAGCUAUCUUCCAGAGAGUUCUCAAAGAUCACAAGGCUGACAUCGCCGUCCUAAAUGUCAGCUCAGUGGAAGAAGCCACGAAAGAAGCUGAGCUCCAUCUCAACGCCGUUCGCUCGAAUUUGUUCAAGGACGACUCACCUCCAGUUUCGGUGCGCCUUUUUGUCAGUUCUUAUGGAGAGAUAUUCGUUCACUUUGUCAUGGGACAUAUCUUGAUUGAUCAUGUCAGCUUGGCACACGUCUUCCGCGACUUUGUCACGCUCUAUCGUGGUCAGAUUCCAGGGGCAAGGCCUCCAAUCGGUUUUCACGAUUACAUCGAGCACAUCAACUGUGAGCGAGAUCUCCGCGCAAGUAGUGAAUACUGGGUCGACAAGCUACGGGGCGUGAAGCCAUACAUGGUCCCAAUCGAGACUAUGGUGGGAAGCGGCCCAGACCCUCAUACCAUGGGUUCCAUCGACUUCGUAGUUAAUAUCACAGUCGAGAUGAAGCGGUUUCUCUGCGAGGUCGGAGUGACUCUUUCGAACGUUCUUCAAUUCGCAUGGGCGAUGCUUCUCCAUGUUUACACUGGUCAUUCUACCGUUUGUUUUGGGCAUCUAGUCUCGGACCGAGACAUUGACUUGCCGCACGCGGAUGAGGUUGUCGGACCAAUGCUAUCAAUGAUGAUAGCCUGCGCUACUCUUGACGAUACGACGAUGAUUAUUCAGGCCUUGCAAGCCUUCCAAGAUGAGAACAUCCGCGGCCUGAAUCACAAGACCUUUGACUUGACCGAAGUUGAGCGUCAUCUAGGGUGCGAAGGCACUGGACUUUUCAAUACGCUAGUCAACUACCGAAAGGUCAAGUACUCGGAUGAUGAUGUUGAGAUUGGGUUUCGGUCAAUCUGGAAGCAAGAUCCCCACGAGCAACUUCUGGUACUGGCAUUCAACGAAGGGCCAUCCCGACUUGACGCUACGCUUACCUACUUCGAGUCCCUAUUCUCUGAGACUACCGUGAAGACUUUGACUCAGACAUAUCGACGUCUACUUGAUCUGUUAAUCGAUCAGCAGAGUCAGACGGUGGGCGACAUCAAAGCAACGCUUACUUCCUAG